ACAAUUGAAUGCCUUUCAGGUGUUCUUAAUUAUGCAAAGCAAAUAAUAUCCAUUCCUGAUAAGAUUAGACUCAAGGAACUGUUAAAUCCCGAUGAUGAUUAUACGGAAUUUUUUGACAAUGGUUACCAUGGCAUGGAGCUUGGAUUGAGUCUCGAAGUCAUUAAACAACUAGUUCAAAUUUACUUGUUAUCAUAUUUAUCUAUAAUUAAGAUUUUAAUUAAUGACGAAAUAUCAAGGGAUAAAUUGAUUUCUCGUGAAAAUACUCAUCGGAUGUUAAUAGAUACUAUGGAAUUGUCUAAAGACUUUGCACCCUCGGUGGAACUAGUAGAUUGCACGUUCAACUUAUAUGUCAAUAACGACAAUGAUCUUAUAAAUUUUAUGAAUAAUGUAUUACAAUUGUCGGUACAGUUAAAAAAACUAGCCAAUUUACCGAAACCAAUUAAUCUUCCUAAUGAAACCGAAUUAAAGUGGUUUAUAGAAACUAUAUCAUCUCAUUUCGGGCCAUUUCUUCAAUAUUGUACUCCUCACACAUUAUUCCUUAGAUUUUUACAAUCAAUUGGAUUUGAACAUUCAACAAUAUUAGAUUUUUUGAUAUCUAAUGAAACUCAAUUUUUAGAAUUUUUUGGAACAUAUUGUAAAUAUUUAGAGCAAGAUGUUGAAGAGUUUCGAAUAGAAUGCUAUAAGUUCGAAAAGAAGAUUUCUAAAGUAAAUUCAUCUGAUGAAAUUAGUAUUAUUGAGGUGAUGAAUGAGGACAUUAAUGAGCAUAAAAAUGAUAAUUUAAUGUCAAAUUUACGAAGUAUGGAAACUAUAGAUCAUGUAAAUGAAGUAUUUUGUAAUCUUAGAGAAGUUAUACAAUCAUUAAUGGAUAAACAAUUAUUUCCUUAUAAUGCAAGCUCUCUAGUUAAGAGGAUUAAAAAAGUAGAAGAGAUACUAAUAGUUUAG
Molecule: messenger RNA, 942 nt
Organism: Scutellospora calospora
Lineage: Eukaryota; Fungi; Glomeromycota; Glomeromycetes; Diversisporales; Gigasporaceae
Source: the annotation of a GenBank genome assembly